CCGGCUCUUCUCUUCUCAUUCUCUUCUCUUCUCUUCUCUUCUCUCUUCUCUCUCUCUCCUCUGAGAGCCCAUACAAGCCCACCAUGGAUGGAGUACUAAGAAGUGAUGUGAAGGUGGAUGUAAGUACAAGGAGGGUAAGGUGUUAUGAUUUGCUUCUUCGGAUUCUGGGGUUGGCCUUGACAAUGGUGGCUGCAAUUGUGGCUGGUGUUAAUAAAGAGACUGAGACCAUUCCUGUCACUCUUGUGGACGGCAUGCCUCCUUUGCGUGUCCCGGUAACUGCUAAGUGGCAGCAAAUGUCAUCUACUGUAUACUUUGUCACGUCCAAUGCUAUAGCAUGUGCAUACUCAGCGAUAUCAUUGGUACUCCUUUUGGCGACGAGGAAUAGGAAAAACAAUGUUGCAUUGGCACUUCUUAUGUUGGACCUCAUCAUGGUGGCGCUGCUCUUCUCCGCCAACGGGGCAGCAGCGGGAAUCGGAAUCAUCGCACUUAAUGGGAACUCACACGUCCAGUGGCACAAGGUGUGCAAUGUUUUUCCCAAUUACUGCCGCCGUGGUGCAGCUUCCAUCGUGAUGUCUAUGCUUGGAUCCGUGGUCUUUCUUUGGCUGGUGGUGCUUGCUGCUUUAGACCUUCACAGGAAAUCUAGGUGAAGUAGAAUUAGGGGGUGGUCUAAUAAGCAGUUUUUUCACUGCACUGGUGGUGGUCUUUAUUAAAUCAAUCGUAUGGCUAUUGGACUAGCUGUUAAUGCUUAGUUGUGCUUGUGCUUGUGCUUGUUUACUAGCUACAUUUGUACCCAAACAAUUAUAUAAAUCUUGCAUUGAUGUGCUAAUAUUGUAGCAAACUUUGCUACAGACACACAAACCGCGUACAUGAGCACAUAGACAAACACAGAUUAUUUUCAUGAUCUUUAUUGCGUAACAUUUUGAACUCACCUUAAAGGAGGAAAGAGUAAAUGGAAAGCCAAACCAUCCCAAUCAUGUUCUUGGAAUUGGC
Ilex paraguariensis (yerba mate) is the source of this 990-nucleotide messenger RNA. Lineage: Eukaryota; Viridiplantae; Streptophyta; Magnoliopsida; Aquifoliales; Aquifoliaceae. The record is from the annotation of a GenBank genome assembly.